GGCGAGAGAAAGAGAGCGAGGAAAAAUGGCGCCAGCUGAUCCAGUUCAAGUGGCUGCGGUUUCGUCGCGUUUGCGCAUGCUCUAUUUUCCGACAGCACAUAUUACAGAAGGAAAACGAAUUUCUAUAAAUCUUAAUUUCUUCCUUUCUGUAUUGCAUUGCGGAAGAAAGACACGGCGAAUUCGUUCUCAGAUAUGUCUACUGUAAACCAAAACACUCGGUUAAAAUCUUACAAGAACAAAGGUCUUGACGCUGAGGAACUAAGGCGAAGACGCGAAGAAGAAGGCGUACAACUUCGCAAAGCGAAACGGGAAGAACAUGUAAGAUAUUUAAUCUUUGUCAUUCAUUCAUUGUGUUAGAAAUAUCAUUUGAGUGGCUAAAGAGUUUAUCUUUAGUUGAUAUAUUAAGGUCUUACAUAUUGUUGCUUUUUGGUGUAGGUUUUCAAACGGAGAAAUGUUGAAACGCAGGAUUUCGAUUCGACUCCUGAACUCGAAGCGUUGUUGAACGACCCUGCACGGGUAAACUUUAUUAAAUAAUUUAAAUUUAUAUAUUGGUGAUAUUGUAUUGUGCAGUACACUGAAAGUAUGUAAUUGUACAUUAAUGCUGUUGGUAUAUAUCUACUGUAACUUUUUGAUUGUGAAUAUAAUCAUGUUGGGACCAGCAGGUGGUAAGAUUAUAUGGCUGUCAACUUGGUUAUAGCCAGAUUUUCUGGCACAGGGAAUACCCCCAGAACAUGGGUUUAUCCCCAAAGAGCUGCUGCUCCUCAGCUCUCCCCCCACCAAAACAUUAAGGAAUGAAACCUCUGACCACAUAUCUUAGUAUAUAUCAUGACAUUCACAUUUUGGGAAUAUGUUGGUGGAAGAGAUUAUUUUGCUGGCCUCAGAAUGACAAAACAUAACAAAGCAACAGUUUUACUAACACUAACCCUAUUCCAAACACCAACUCUAAUCCUAACCUAACCCUACUCCAAGUUUGUUUCUAAACCAAUCUUGAAGAAAAUGUUUUUGACGAAAUGUCAUUCUGAGGUCAGCGAAAUAACUUCUUCCUAUGACGGUCUGUGAAAUUAGAAAUUAUGCUGAGAUUGCUAAUGAGAAAUUAUGCUGAGAUUGCUAAUUAAGGUCUGACACGAGGAAGCAUCUGUGGGUUUAGGAGAACCAACCCCAAUCUUCUUCAAGUUCGCACAUCCCUCCACAAAGUAAGCAGAAAUGGCUUGCAUGCCACUUCAGAAGAAAAACUGUGGACACAGCUCUUGCAAAUAAUUCUAAAUCCACGCCAUUUUUCAGAGUGCUUUAGCAAAUUCAAUGAUCCAGAAGUUAUACACAGAGAAUCAAGAGGAGCAGUUACUUGUCACUCAACAAUUGAGAAGACUACUUUCAAAGGGUAAGGCAAAGAAACAUGCAUUGUGUUUUGUGAACAAAAUAGUUUUUUAUCAUAACCAUGCAAAUUAUAUCAUUGUUUUAUUUCACUGAUUAGAGCCAAACCCUCCCAUUGAAGAAGUGAUCAAUAGUGGUGUUAUUCCAAGACUAAUUGAGUUUUUAAAGAGAGAAGAUAACCAUGUUCUUCAGGUGAGUAGCUUUUAUUUAUUGGCAAUCCCCCCUCCCAAUCCCCCCACCCAAUCCCCACCUCCCAAUACCCCCUACCUCCCAAUCCCCCUACCUCACCAUUCCCCCUACCUCACCAUUCCCCCCCCACAUCUCCCCCCAAGAUGGAUCUGCAUCCACCCACCCCUGAUAAGUAGAGUCAAAACAUUGAAUUGUUAGGGAGGUGUUGCAGGUGAUACCUAUAAGCAGAACAGCGUAUAACUGUCUAUUGAUUAAUGGUGAUGUGUAUUUCAUAAAGUUUGAAGCAGCUUGGGCAUUGACAAACAUAGCAUCAGGAACGUCAUCACAAACAAGAAAAGUUGUUGAAGCUGGAGCUGUUCCUAUCUUUGUUGCAUUGUUGUCUUCACCACAUGAAGAUGUGCAAGAACAGGUGAGGAUUAUGGGUGUAUCAAGUGAAAGCCAUCCCUCAGGAGGUUAUAGAGUAGCUCCCUGAUGUUUUGAAGGGAAUGUCCAGUUUUCUUGGUAAUAUAAAAACAGUGUUUAACAAAGCACAUGUAGCUCAACCAUUUGCUAGGCUUUUGAAUUAAUUGGGAAGAGAUCAACCACUGAUGUCAAAUCAUUGUGUAUUUUUGUUUUCUACUCCAGGCUGUUUGGGCACUUGGCAAUGUUGCUGGUGAUAGUCCAGAGUGUCGAGAUUUUGUCAUUGCGAAUGGCAUGUUGGAUCCAUUACUCAUGUAUGUAUUUUCAAGUGUCAUCUGUAAAGAUUUUGAUAAAAAGUCCAAUUUUUUAUCCCUAAUUAGGCUGAUCCUAAAAGUUACACUAACCUUAAAAAAGAUCAAUGUUGCCUUUUUAUUUUUUUUGUUCCCUUCCCUCCUGUUUACACUGGGGGAAUUAUAGCAAAGACAUUGUAUAUUGUAUAGAAUAUUAACCACAUCUGGAAAAUUAAGUAUGAUGAAGAAUGCUGUUUGGGCUUUAUCAAACUUAUGUCGUGGAAAGAAUCCACCACCAGAUUUUACAAAGGUACAGAUUUAGUUUAAUAUCUUUAAGCUGCAAUACACCCAAAUCUACUUUACUAUUUUACUCUGUCUAAUGCCAGACAAUUUUACUCCUCAAAAUUAACCCAUAAAUGCGCAUCUAGAUCAUUAUAUUUUUAUGAUAUUCCCAUAGGUUUCUGUCUGCCUGCCUGUCCUAGCAAGGCUGUUAUUCAGCAGCGAACCAUCGACAAUGUACCAAUCUGAUCCAGAUAUCCUGGCUGAUGCAUGCUGGGCACUGUCCUAUCUUUCUGAUGGUCCUAAUGAGAAGAUUCAAGCAGUGAUAGCUUCUGGUGUUUGUCGAAGAUUGGUAGAACUGUUAAUGUACGUUGAACAGUCAAGUUAUUGUCUUUUCUAAACUGUUGUAUUUGUUUCCAUAUAUCUAAUGGUGAUUUUUGUCCGAACUAUUUGAAAGAAACACUUGCUGAUGACUUUAGGAUAACUUUAGUUUCAACUUGAAUCAUAGCUAUACUUUUUGCAAUUCCAGGCAUCCUUUCAAUAGCGUUGUCUCAGCAAGUCUUAGAGCUGUUGGAAAUAUUGUUACUGGUGAUGAUGUACAGACACAGGUAUUGAUUUUCCUUAUAUACAAAUCUUAUCUUGUCCACAAAUUCACAUAUCAACUUAAAUUUUAUCCCAGGUUAUUUUAAACUGCAAUGCUCUGCCAAGUCUACUCCAUCUACUGAGUUCAUCAAAGGAAACCAUCAGAAAGGAAGCAUGUUGGACGUUGUCUAAUAUAACUGCUGGCAAUAGAGCACAAAUACAGGUUGGCUAAUACUGUGUUACUGUAUGUUCUUUGUUUUAUCACUUUGUUCCUUGCAUAUUUACCUCUUUUUAAAUUAAGAGGAGAUUUUUUUGUAUGUUACGUAACACGCGCUCAAAACUAAUGCGUAUAAUAUACCACUUGAGGUUAUGACUAAAUUCAAAAUUGUUAUUUUUCGAUACGUUUCUCAAUCGGCAAACAAACUUAAAAAGUAUGUUUAGUGCUUUAUCUGUAAAAUAAUGCUAAAAUGAAGAGAGAAAAUUAUGUCUGAAGUUCAGUAAGUUUUGCUUAUAUGGUUGUAAAUAUGGCGUCAAUUUUAAAGCAUCAUUGAUAAUUGUAUUUUAAUUGACAAUUUUUAACUAUUAUUUUAUGUUUCUCAACCGGCAGAUGCAUUUAAAAAGGUAGCUAACUGUAUAAACUAGAGAAUAAAGCUAAAACAAAGUAAUUUUGAGAGGAACGCCAAAAAGAUUUUAGGUUUUGAACACUUUUCAUUGCAAAUACGUGACAUCGAAAAAAAAUGCCUCUUAAAAGUAUUUGGAGUUUGGUCGCACUGUUAACCCGUGGUUAUGCCUAGUACUGUGUUACUGUAUGUUCUUUGUUUCAUCACUUUAAUGGUUAGACAAAUAUAAAAAUAUUCUUUUGUAUUCUUUGAAUUCGUUUAGAUGGUGAUUGAUGCAAACAUCAUUCCAAUGUUGAUAGAAAUACUUGGUAAAGCAGAAUUCAAAACAAGGAAAGAAGCUGCGUGGGCAGUUACUAACGCUACAUCUGGAGGAACCCCAGAACAAAUCAGGUAAGCAAUUUCAACAAUUAGAAUACAUAAUUGGAAACAAUAAGAAUUCAUUUAGAACUCAAUUAGAAAUGUUUAAUUUCUUUUUAUAACUCCAAAUGUGGAAGCAUCCUAUACUAAUAUCUUUGAUUUGAUUUGAAAAGAUAUCUUGUCGAUCAAGGUUGUAUUCCUCCGUUAUGUGACCUUCUCACGGUCAUGGAUAUGAAAAUCAUCCGCGUUGCACUCAAUGGUCUGGAAAAUAUUCUCAAAGUUGGCGAAGUUGAUGCCAAACAAAGUGGAGAACCAAAUAAAUAUGCUUUAAUGGUUGAAGAAAGUUAUGGUAAGUCAACUCGGCUCACGAUUUUUGCUAUGUCUACUGUGAUCUAAUUCUUUGAUCAUUAUUUUGUAAAUUUUCUUCGGCCAGGUCUGGACAAAAUUGAAUUCCUUCAAAGUCAUGAAAAUGAAGAUAUCUAUAAGAAGACGUUUGAAAUCUUGGAGAAUUUCUUCAACGCCGAAGACGAGGAUGAAAAACUAGCACCACAAGCCACCACUGAUGAAGGACAAUUUCAGUUUGGACAAGGUGUUGAUCUGCCACAGCAAGGCUUUCAGUUUUGAUGGAACAUAGAAAGAUAUAGAAAGAUCAUAAGAUUGAAUUAUGACCAGAUCAGGAGAGCCACAUUAAUGUGAAAGAGAGAGAGUGAACGAAAGAAGAAUGCGAACCCCUGAAAGUGGAAGAGCCCCCUUAAAUCGUUCCCCCCGAAUGCGAAAGCAGUAGAAUUUGAGAGAGUUAAUUCGUGAGCCCCGAAAGUGGAUGAUUCGCCCUUUAUUUGAAAGUGGAAGAUCCCCUCUGAAAGUGAAAGAAAUGCUUUGAAGUGAAAUAUAAAAGCCAGCAAAGUAAAUAUUCACUAUAAUUUAAGAAUUGUAAAAUUCUAUAAACAUUUGGAGUGUUGACUGUGUAAAUAGUAAAAGAGAUGCCUAGAAUUAGGGGCAACGAAGAAUAUAAAACAGAUACAUUUAAUUUCAAGAGAUGUAGAUUUCUACGAAAAAGAAAAGUGAAUGAAAUUAGUAGGUGUGUGGAGUUGUGCAAAGCAUAUAAAUGCAUAAUUUAUACCUUGAAAUAUGCCAGUAUGGUGAUUCACACAACGCCUGAGUGAUUUGAAAACGGCGCAGAAAAGUCAUAUUUACACUAAGGCGGAGCAAAAUUGUUUGAAAACGUCACUUUUGCCGUAACAAUUUGAGCACGGUUUCUAAACGGAGCGAGAUGAAAACGGGGCGCUUGUAAAACACAAACGCCUGUAUGUACUUGGUGUGACCUCUAUUAUUAUGUAUCAAGGCUAAUACCUAACCCCGCCCCUAACCUGUAACCCCGAAUACUGCAAAAUAUCUCAAAUAGAGCAAAAUCAGCUCUAAUUAUUGCGGUGCAAAAACUGAUAAGGAUCAAAUGAGGUAUCUACCCAAACACCGUUACUUUUUUGUACCGCUUGCAUCUUGGGUCUCAAAACAGUCAAUUCCAAUGCAUCUUGGGUCUCAAAACAGUCAAUUUCAAUGUUUUUUGUUUUAAGUUUCUCCUUUGCUCUAUUUGAAAUAUUUUGGGUUCACGUGAGUGCUAAUUUAAUUUGUAAACAAACUGUAAAGGCGUAGUGUGAACACACCCAAAUUCUGCUGGCAUUAUUUCACUCUGGUAUAGUGUGAACCUACGGCUGCCUAGUCUAAUACGUUUAUUUGACUUGGUCCAGAGAACGUACCCUGCGAGCAGAGCCUCAUUUUCUCUCGCUUUCUGGAGGCUCUGCCCACAGGGUGAAAGAUGCGUGUUUUCUUAUUAAGAAUCAGGCGUUUCUCUGGCUAACUCCCUUGUACUCUAUCGGUAACAAGUUUCCAUAUACCUUUUAUACUACUUGUUUAUAGUAAUGUGAUAUACUUCUCUAGAACCUUACUAAGGCCGUCCUUACGUUUUUAUUUUAAAUAACGAAAAUUUACAAAAGUUUAUUUUUUGGUAACACAACAUUUUUUACAGUAACAAUAGAAAAUAUCUUUAACUUAUCAAAUAUCAACAGUUUUUCUAUGACUAUGUACAAUUGGUUUCGUUCUGAUUUUGCCAACAUCAUGGUAUUCUCACCGAUGACAAAGUUUUACUGUCCUAGAAAAGAAGAAAAACUCACUCAAAAUAACUAGAAGUUGAUUACUAAUCAUAGGUUUUAAUCUUCAUCGAG
Messenger RNA from Paramuricea clavata, 6306 nucleotides. The record is from the annotation of a GenBank genome assembly. Lineage: Eukaryota; Metazoa; Cnidaria; Anthozoa; Malacalcyonacea; Plexauridae.